This is a messenger RNA of Limulus polyphemus (Atlantic horseshoe crab), 885 nucleotides long. Its product is annotated as angiopoietin-related protein 7-like. The transcript is spliced from 3 exons. NCBI's taxonomy places the organism in Eukaryota, Metazoa, Arthropoda, Merostomata, Xiphosura, Limulidae. The coding region runs from base 199 to 597 and encodes 132 amino acids. The record is from RefSeq and is a predicted model, not a curated record.
UAAGUAUUUCAACAGUUUAUUCUAUAUGCAAAUAGAAAGCCUUUCAUUUUGAAGGUUAUUCAACGGCGUGGUUACUAUGAUAAAGAACCUCAGGAUUUCAACCAACCGUGGUAUCAGUACAGAGCAGGAUUCGGUUCUUUGAAAGAAGACUUUUGGCUUGGAAACGAUAAAAUAUUUGCCUUAACAAACCAUAGAGAGAUGGAGCUUAGAAUAGAUUUAGAAAAUUUCACAGGGAAGAAAGUCUUUGCUAAAUAUUCAUUUUUCUUGGUCUUGAGUGAGAGAAGAAAAUAUCAGAUGUUUCUAGGUCCAUACAGUGGAGAUGCAGGUGAUUCAUUGGUGUAUCACAAUGGUUCAAGAUUCUCAACAGAAGAUCAAGAUAACGAUGAAUAUAGUAAACAAUGUUCUACCCAUCAAGGUGGUGGUGGUGGAUGGUGGUUUAAAUCUUGUGUUCAUAGUACCUUAAAUGGAGUGUACCAUAAGACUAGUAAAGCUUCAAAAGCUUGGAAUGGUAUUUCUUGGAACACCUUUGGAGGAUCAUCUGUUUCUCUAAAAAAAACAGAGAUGAAAAUUAGACCAGUUAAUUUGGGUCCCCAAUAAAUAUUUUCUGUCAAAACAUUUGUAAACAUACUUAACGUAUUGAAAAUCAACUCUACAACUUUUACUUUAAUUGUAUUCCAAUGGAUAUAUUCAAAUGAAUGUUUGUAAUACGUUUAAACAUUUAAAAAAUUUUAAAAUUAAAAUGGGUGAUUGAUGAGUAAUUUUCUUUUCGUAUGAAUCCAUGAAAAUAUAAAAUAAAUUACUUAAUGUUGUUUACGUCUUCUUUUAAUUUUGGUAAGUGAUAAUGUUAGGUGUAUUGUACAAAUCAAUAAAAAUGUCUUGAAGGAA